Molecule: messenger RNA, 2828 nt
Organism: Aphanomyces astaci
Lineage: Eukaryota; Oomycota; Saprolegniomycetes; Saprolegniales; Verrucalvaceae
Exons: 3
Coding region: 1-2814 (937 amino acids)
Source: RefSeq, a predicted model, not a curated record
AUGCACACGCGGCGACUCCUCGGCACUAUGGCCGGUGUGGCUGGCGCUGGGGUUGUAUCCACUUGGCUUUACCAUCCCGAGGACCUAUCCGAGUCUGUGCCGAAGCAGAAUGUUCGGCCAGCUGCACGUUCCCGUUCCUUUGAUGAGACUAAGGUCCAGCCUUCGUCGCCAUCGAUGCUCUCGACGCGGAGUUACGCGGUCGAGCAAAGUGCCUUUCGUGAUCUUGGCGAUCUAUUGGCAUCGGCGACGGUGUCUGCCUCCCAAGCGUACAUUAGCUGGCUGUCGUCGAACAUGAACGCCAACACCUCAACGUCCGACGAGGCGGGCGGCAAUCCGUUCCGCCUUGUUGACCCGUCGGUGCCGUUGACAUCCAAGGACGCCAAACGGGUCAUUGACAGCAGUCAAUUCAGUCUCGUUCUCAACGCGAUCGCUGGCGACACACGCAACCAAAGCCCCGACGCGUCGUACAGAGCCAUCAAUCAGCUCGCGACAAACUUGGAGUGCGCCGCCGCCAUCGCCGAACGGGCCACGAGGUACGGGAAGAAGGCGCUGCUGCAUUUGGCCAAGCGGCACGACGUGGACUCGCGCCUCGGCAACGCGCUCCGGGCACUCACCGUCCUAGACGGCGCGGAAUGCCGGUUCGGACCUGCGAACCUCAACUCCCUCGUUGCGCUAGUGUGCACCCCCGAUCUGCCAGCUCCGUACGCCGAGUUUGCGUGGUGGGCAUUGGCGGCCACGGCCAGCAACAAGGCGCUGACGCCGCGGUACCGGUGGCGAAAGGACUGGCUCGGCGACGACCGCGUCGCCCGCACCCGCGCCAUUCUCAUGCGCAAUCCGUACGUGUGGUCUGCCAUCUUAGCGAUCGACAACAACAGCUCGCCUUUGGUCCAGCUACAUGCGGCGCGACUGGUCAAGGAGAUGUGUGCCAGUGGCUUGCCGAUUGAAGACGACGAUAGGCUAGACCUGAUCGUGCACUGGCUAGCGUCGGACGACAAGCUCGUGUGUGCGGAAGCGCUUCAGGCGAUCACGAGCGUCGCAGCGCACGAGUCGGUCCGUGUGAAACUGGCGGCGAAGGGCACGCUGGACACGCUGUACAAGAAGAUUCACGCCGACGCGGCCGACACGGCGCUCCUUCUGGGCGCGGUGCAUACGUUGGCGUUCCAUCACGCGUCCUCGUUGGAUGACCACGCGCUGUCGUCCGUGGACAAUGUCAACCCGAACGUCGACCAUGACGAGUACGUCGACGUGUUGGACUUUGACGAGCCCACGGUCGUGCGCGGGUGGAUCGACCUCUUCACGUCAUUUGCUACCCACGACGACCCCAAGAUUGCGGCGAAUGCCGUCGCGUGUUUGGAUGCGAUUUCCUCGCACGGCAAGUUUCGCAACCAGGGGAUGCAAGAGUGGGUCGUGGCAGUGCUCGAUUCCGUGCUGGAAAAUGUCCCGAUGGACGUCCGUCGGCAAGCCAGCACGGUCCGCGCCGCCAAAAGCCGUACGCGCCCCCUCAAGUCGGAGCGACCCAACUCUGCCACACACUACGUCCUCGCGCACACCCGCGCCCUCUGCGCGCUCGCAUUUGUGCUGGACCGUCCGGAUUGCCAAGCGGCGUUCAUUCGCGCGGGCGGGUUGCCGCUGCUGCGUGCCAUGCUAAAGUCGGUUGAGUCGUCGACGUCCGCGGAUGCCGCCGCGGUCACGGGGCUGCAGCAGGAAUGGGCCCGCGUGGUGGCGAAUUUGCUCUCUGCGCCGUCCGCCACCGUCGUCGACGAACUGCGCCAGCCGUUUUGGAGCUCCCGACUGGAGCAGUUGGCGCACUCCAAGGUGACGUCAAAGGUCCAGACCCACGCCGCGCGGGCGUUGCACAACCUACACACCGCGCUUCAUACAUCGUCAUCAAUGCUAGAAGAUGGCUGGACCGACGAAGAGGACGAGGUUUCAACCCACCGCAACGACGGAGUCGUGUACAUGGAAGGCGUGCACCCGUUCACGAUGCCCCAAGACAAUGCAGCAGCAGCGACGGACUACGAUGUCGACAUCGUGUUUGUGCAUGGGCUCCUGGGCUGUGCGUUCGAGACGUGGGCCGGCGGCGCCGCGGGUCAAGUGUGGGCUUCCGACUGGCUCGUGGCGGACCUCCUGAGGCAGCACGUCAACCCCCGCGUGGUGUCGCUGGGGUACGACUCCAAGCUGUUUGCGGCCGAGUCGUCGUUUGAAACGCUCUGCUUUGACGACACGAGUCGGGAUUUGCUGGUCAAGUUGCAAAAGGCCAAAGUCGGCGUCGACCGCCCCGUGGUGUUUGUCACGCACAGCAUGGGCGGCCUCGUGGUCAAGAAGAUGCUCCACGACGCGGCCACGUCAUCGCUCGCCCAACGCACCAAGGGCCUCGUGUUCUACGGCGUGCCACACCACGGGUCCCCCGUCGCCGCCGCGAUCUUUCCGGUCGCGUCGGCGGUCCUCCGCCAAGGCAUUUCGAUCCAGCACCCCGUCACGUCAGACUUGCACGGCACCCCCCGUCUAGAGGCGCUCAACGAGUGGUGCGCCGGCUUUGUCCAGGACCACAACGUGCACGUGCUCAGUGUGGGGGAGAGUGCCCCCAUGCGCCUGCCACUGGUCGGCGUCGAGGCGCUGGUGGUGCCGGAAGCAUCGAGCAACCCCGGGUUUGGCGCGUACGUGAAACUGCCCGAUCUCGACCACAUCCAAGUGUGCAAGCCGGCAUCGAUAUCGGAUGUGCGGUACACGCUGACGAGGGAUUUGAUUGUGGACGCAGUGGCCGCGGCGGCAAAAGACGACGAGGCGACGAUGGAUAUUAAUAUAUAUAAAUAAAUUACGACGAUGGA